UGCCCAUACCAAGGACCAGCAGGCAGCCCACGGGAGCUUAGCUAGGUAUCGACGUUGGAAUUCGUCCCAUCCUUCUCCUCCCUCACCUUUUUGCUCGAGUUGGUUCUUGGUCUUUGGGGGCACCCGGGCACCCAGGCACCCAUCACAAUGCAUACCUCGUCGGCAAGCCUGGUCCUCGCCGGGCUCGCGGCCACUGCUGCGGCCGAGACCAUCCAUGGCGCCCUCGUCUUUGCCCGUCACGGCGACCGCACGUCUAAGCACUAUCCCAACUACGUGCUCACCCCCCUCGGCGCCCAGCAGGUCUUCCAGGUCGGCAGCUUCUACCGGAGCCGCUACCUCUCGUCGUCCUCGCCCCAGCGCAUCCGAAACAUCUCCGAGUUUGAGCACGUCCCGGCCCAGGUCUGGGCCAGCGCGCCCGACGCCUCCGUCCUGCUCAGCACGGCCAACGCGUUCCUGCAGGGCCUCUACCCCCCUCUAGGAGACAUCAAGCCCUCCCUCGCCGCCCAGGACCUCGCCAACGGCACGUCGGUCGAGAGCCCCCUGAGCGGAUACCAGUACGUCACCCUGCACGGCAUCAACGACGACUCCCCCGAGACCAUCUGGAUCAAGGGCGACGACAACUGCCCGGCCCUCAGCGCCGCCUCGGCCGACUUCAUGGCCAGCGCCGAGUUCCAGACCCGGCUCGCCUCCACCCGCGACUUCUACCAGAGCCUGUACCCGUUCGUGAGCAACGUCUACUCCUCGGUCGGGGACCUGAGCUACGAGAAGGCGUACGACAUCUUCGACGUCAUCAACGUCGCCAAGAUCCACAACGCCUCCUCGGCCGUCAAGGACGUCACCGACGAGCAGAUGUUCCAGCUGCGCACCCUCGCCGACAGCGCCGAGUUCGGCCUCAACUUCAACGCCUCCCAGCCCGACCGCUCCCUGCACGCCCAGACCUUCGCCGCCUCGGUCCUGAACCACCUCAACCAGACCGUCACCUCGGCCGACCGCAACCCCAAGCUCACCCUGCUCGCCGGCAGCUACGACACCUUCCUGGCCUUCUUCGGCCUGACCGGCCUGGUAGACGUGUCUCCGGACUUUUACGGCCUGCCCGAUUACGCGAGCACCAUGGCCUUUGAGCUCUUCACCCCCGACGACGCCGACGCCGAUGUCGACGCCGACGCGGAGGGGCCGCUCGACCCGGACGCCCUGCAGGUCCGCUACCUCUUCCGCAACGGCACCGACGGCGCCCUGCGCGCCUUCCCGCUCUUCGGCCGCGCCGAGGCCGCCAUGCCCUGGGCCGACUUCGUCCGCGCCGUGCAGGCCGUCGGCAUCGACUCGGCCGCCGAGUGGUGCAGCCGCUGCCGGAGCCCGGCCGUGUUCUGCGCCGCGUAUAACACCACCACCAACACCGGGGCCGUCUCACAGCGCGGCGGCGGCGGCGGCGAGGACACCGUCAGCAGGGGCUCCUGGAUCGCCGUCCUCGUCGUCAUGGUCGUCGCCGUCGCCGGGAACCUCGUCUGCGCCGCCGUGUGGCUCGUCAGGAGCCGGCGCCUCAGGGCGGAGAAGAGGGCCGCGGCGGCGGCCGCGGCGGGGGUGGCCGGGGCGACGACCGUCUCGCGGGGCUCCGAGAGCGUGACGAGCUACGAGAAGCAGAGCGUCUGAGUCGCGCGAGCUGCCCUACUCGCGAAUUGCCUGUCUACCACAAAGUUGUUAUUACGAGAGAGAUGAUGACAUGCCGUACGAAGAUGGUGGUUAUGCGGCAUCCCAAUGCAUUCUUUUCCUUUCUGGUUUGGUUUGAGCAACUGGCAUGCUUGUCAAUACAGAAUUGAGUAAUCAUGGGUCCAUACCUGUGAGACAAUGAACAUGUGGUUGGGGAUUAUUUUCGCCGGGUCUAUUUCGCCAUCAACCCUGUGCCUGUGACGCUGUAUGAGCGCAUCCACCGGCCCUCGGCUUCCGACAGGCGGUGAUUUUUGUCUGUCUUGCAUAUCAUCGCCGUGCCGUUAUCGCGAAAUAGAUCCUUGCUUGGGCGGUCUGGAGCAGUAAGGUUAGGUCUGGGCGAGCGUCAUAACCCAGAUGGUGGCAAUCACUUCAACAAGAUAUUAAUUACUACACCUUGUUGUGAUAAUUAUUCGGUUUACUCCUGAGCUUCUCCCGGGGAUGUUCAGCCUAGGGAAGGUACGUGCUGACAGUGAUAAUUAGACCAGCUUGUUAUAUUAGAUCAUUGACACAGAUGUAAGACGCGACUUUACAUAUUCUCCAGAGUGUGAACCUGCUCG
This is a messenger RNA of Thermothelomyces thermophilus ATCC 42464, 2261 nucleotides long. RefSeq lists its product as uncharacterized. Gene Ontology annotation, biological process: dephosphorylation. Lineage: Eukaryota; Fungi; Ascomycota; Sordariomycetes; Sordariales; Chaetomiaceae. The record is from RefSeq and is a predicted model, not a curated record. The transcript is spliced from 2 exons. Gene Ontology annotation, molecular function: phosphatase activity. Bases 148 to 1647 code for a protein of 499 amino acids.